CGCCUCACGCCCCCACAGCCUCGGGAGCCAGGCGCGUCGCUGAACCUCCACAGGCGGGGUAUUCCAGGGAGCCAGCCCGCGCACCGGGUCCUCACAGGGUCACGACCGCACGGCCUGGAAGCCAGCCUGCACACCGGGGACACGACUUCAUACCCACGGACGGGCCGCAGACACACACCAGCAACAGCUACCAACGGAUACAAGUCAAACGAGGAUCCGCUAAGGGCAGCCGUGGCCAUGGGGAGCCGUGACGGGGGCCUGGGGGUCAGCUCCUUGCACUCGGGCCGCGCAGGUCUAGGUGAGGGGUCCCUGGCCAUCCUAGAGCGGGACGGUGAGCCGCCGCAGGCCUGGGACCCGGAUGAUGCCAAGCGUGCCCGCGGGCUGCACCCUGGCGCCGAGCGCCUGCCGGGACUCUACCUGCCGUGCUUCGACAUGCUCCUGGCGGAGGAUGCGACCUGGCUGAUGAAGGCGGAGCCGCGGAAGGAGCCGGAGCAGUGCCCCGUCAUCGACAGCCAGGGCCUGGGACUGCCGCCUGGCCUGGACGCGCAGGUGGAGGAGCGCUCGCUGGAGCAGGUGCAGAGCAUGGUGGUGGGCGAGGUGCUGAAGGACAUCGAGACGGCCUGCAAGCUGCUCAACAUCAACCCUGACCCCAUGGAGUGGAACCCUGGAAAUGUCCAGAAGUGGGUGCUGUGGACGGAGCACCUGUACAGGCUGCCCCAGGUGGGCAGGGCUUUCCAGGAUCUCUCCGGAAAGGACCUCUGCGCCAUGAGUGAAGACGACUUCAGGCAGCGGUCCCUGCAGUGUGGGGACGUCCUCUACGCCCACCUGGACAUCUGGAAGUCAGCUGCUUGGAUGAAGGAGCGAUGUUCUCCAUCUGACAAGUUGAACGGUACGGAGGACCUGUGGUCAGAGGCAGACUCCUCCUGUUCGGGACAGCCCAUCCACCUGUGGCAGUUUCUGCGGGAGCUACUGCUGAAGCCCCACAGCUACGGCCGCUGUAUCCGCUGGCUCAACAAGGAGAAAGGCAUCUUCAAAAUCGAAGACUCCGCCCACGUGGCGCGGCUGUGGGGGAUCCGCAAGAACAGGCCGGCCAUGAACUACGAUAAGCUGAGCCGCUCCAUCCGCCAGUACUACAAGAAGGGCAUCAUCCGCAAGCCCGACGUGUCCCAGAGACUGGUCUACCAGUUUGUACAUCCAGUAUGAAGGGCAAGGCGGCAGUGAGGGGCCAGCGGGGAAAAGGGCAUGUGCUUCGGGUUAUGGAUGUGCUACUGUUGGUCAGAGGCUGCGGGCGGUGGGCUCCGCCCAUUGGUUCGCUCAGACUUCCCAGGAUGACGUCACACACAUACACCCCAAAGAUCCGCAUUCAGCAGAGCCGGGGACGCACUGCCCGACCACUCACCUGCUGCCGCAUCCGAAAGGUCAAAUCGCGAUGCUGGACAAGCAGAGACGCCAGGAAAAGUGACGACCACAGACUGCCUUUACCGUAUAUUCGCAUUAUCUGCCUGUUAUAGUUACUUAUGUUUACAAUUUCCCCCGUUUUCAGUAAUUAGGUGCACAGUGUAUAGGGAUUCUGUCUUUCUAUUUCAGCGACUUUUAAAGCCGCUAUUUUUAUUUCUGAAAAUGCCAUUUAUUAGUGUUGCUCCAACUAUUUAAUAAUCCUCGAGUGUUUGCCUCAAGAUUUUUGAUUGCAUGGCGAUUCUCUGGUCAUGCACCUUAUAGCUCUCCUCGUUAAAAAUUUGCUGUUGGACAAGCACCGUGAUAAUGCACAACUUAAAUAUGAUCAUAUUUGAAUAUAUCAUUGAAAAAUUUAUAUAUCAUUCUUGACACCAAAAAUGUAAAAUGCUACAUACUACAGCCGUGGAUAUUUUUAGACAACAACCUAAAAACAGUUCUAAUUUAUUUAUACGAAGCAACCACUUUUCGUCCCGUUUAUUGUUUAAAUGCGCCAUUUAUCUGUAUAGCACGGUAAAUUUGCGAGCGCUGCGGAUAUAUUACGGUAAUCUGCGAUGCGUAUCGGUACAGUAAAUAUAGGUUUUAUUUAUAACCCCCGACGGCUUUCGGCCAGAGGCUCAAACAGGCGUUUCCUCCGAGGUCUUUAUCCAUCAUCGCCACCAUACUUAUGUCAACAUUAUCCCACUUCCCCUUAUCUACCCCCUGGCUAUGGGCCGCUAGGGGUCGUGGUUUUUAGGGGCCUCACUUUGGGGUUUGAACUGGGCACCGAAUCUCUGUGGGAAGGUGGAGGCGCAAUCAAGACCCUGUAGCAUAUAAAAAUGCUGAAAAUUAAGGAUUAAGAGCACUUUAUCGGACCAUUCCUUAGAUCCAGCGGGUCAGAAAGAAUCUGAAAAUCGGGUCGAUGUUUUUAAAAAAGUUAAACCCUUCAUAUAAUCAUGUUAAUGUCAGACCAAAGUGCCAGUUAAAUCCGUGCAAUAAAUUGACGAAGCCGAUGAAACAUGACGGUUUCUUCACGAAUGAACAAAACUCCCGUUUUUGUGUAAAUAACAUGCAAUUACGUACAAAUCUUUAAGUCACACUCUCAUUUAGUACUCUUUAGUACUUUCUUAAUAUGUCACCCAACUUUUCCAUAACUUCAUUUGCAUACUUGUUUUACCUGAUAAACUGUCUUUAAGGUUUGAAAUAUUUUUCAGUUAUAAUUCUUUAUUACCGCUGUUCUUUACGCCUUGUAACUAUAUAGUGAAUAAAACGAUUUUGUAGAAAUAUUACUCUGUUAAAUGUAAUAUAUUUAUAUUGUGUGCAUGAAUGUUGCAUGCCAUUGCUGUGUCGCGUGCAUUUACUCCGUAAAUCCUGGGUGCAUUUCUGUGGAAGUAUUUGCCUGCCUGUGUGCGUGAAUAUCUGUUGGAUAAAUGAUUAUGGAAGAUGACUGAAUGUAUGGUGGUGUAAAUUAAC
This is a messenger RNA of Paramormyrops kingsleyae, 2904 nucleotides long. It is a transcript of the gene spdef, whose product is annotated as SAM pointed domain containing ets transcription factor. NCBI's taxonomy places the organism in Eukaryota, Metazoa, Chordata, Actinopteri, Osteoglossiformes, Mormyridae. The record is from RefSeq and is a predicted model, not a curated record. Gene Ontology annotation, biological process: cell differentiation; regulation of transcription by RNA polymerase II. Gene Ontology annotation, molecular function: sequence-specific DNA binding; DNA-binding transcription factor activity, RNA polymerase II-specific. Gene Ontology annotation, cellular component: nucleus.